AUGACCAUCGCUGUCACCUCCAUCCCCGCCAGCAAAUACGAAACCCACUACGACCCCAAGAAGGUCCUUACCCAUCCAGACUUCAAGAUCCUCGAAGAAGGGGCGCCGGAAUUGGACAGCAAAGAGGAGAAUAUAGCGUGUACUUAUAAUCCACAGCAUGAGGUGAAGAUGGUGAGGAAGGGCAAGGUGGAGCCGGGGAAGGGGGAGGUGACGGUGCAUGUGAAGGCGACGGGGAUCUGUGGAUCCGACGUCCACUUCUGGCGACACGGCGCCAUCGGCCCCACCAUGAUCGUCUCUGACACUUGCGGCGCCGGCCACGAGUCUGCCGGUAUCAUCACCAAGAUCGGCCCCGGCGUCACCCAAUGGUCUGUCGGCGAUCGUGUUGCCAUCGAAGCUGGUGUCCCCUGUGGCUUGGCUGAUUGUGGACCUUGCUUGACUGGGCGGUACAACGCUUGUCCCUCGGUGGUAUUCUUCUCUACCCCACCAUACCACGGCACCCUCACCCGAUUCCACAACCACCCCGCCGCAUGGCUCCACUCCCUGCCCGACAACCUCUCAUACGAAGAAGGCUCUCUCUGCGAGCCCCUCGCCGUUGCCCUCGCAGGACUUGAGCGGGCUGGCGUCCGUCUCGGCGACCCCAUCGUCAUCUGCGGUGCAGGCCCCAUAGGUCUCGUAACCCUCCUCUCCGCCCACGCGGCAGGCUGCGCCCCAAUCCUCAUAACCGACCUCGUCCCCUCCCGCCUCGCUUUCGCCCAAUCGCUCGUUCCUUCCGUCAUUCCCGUCUUGAUCGACAGGCAAGACACGCCUGAACAAGUUGCGAGCAACAUUAAGGAGAAGGCCGGUGUGGAGCUUGGGCUGGCGGUGGAUUGUACCGGGUUCGAGAGUAGUAUCAGGGCGGGGAUUUAUAGUGUCAAGUUUGGUGGAAAAGUCUUCGUAAUCGGCGUCGGUCCUUCCGAACAAAGCUACCCAUUCGGCUACUGCGCCGCCAACGAAAUCGACCUCCAAUUCCAAUACCGCUACGCCAACCAAUACCCCAAAGCCAUCCGCCUCGUCUCUUCCGGCCUGAUUAACCUUAAGCCGUUGGUGACACACAGGUUCCAGCUGAAUGAUGCUUGCAAGGCGUUUGGGGUGGCGGGGGAUCCGAAGGCGGGGGCUGUUAAGGUGCAGGUGCAUGAUUAG
Messenger RNA from Cryptococcus amylolentus CBS 6039, 1179 nucleotides. RefSeq lists its product as hypothetical. Gene Ontology annotation, biological process: D-sorbitol catabolic process. The record is from RefSeq and is a predicted model, not a curated record. Gene Ontology annotation, molecular function: zinc ion binding; L-iditol 2-dehydrogenase (NAD+) activity. The coding region runs from base 1 to 1179 and encodes 392 amino acids. The transcript is spliced from 6 exons. NCBI's taxonomy places the organism in Eukaryota, Fungi, Basidiomycota, Tremellomycetes, Tremellales, Cryptococcaceae.